AUGCCUCUGGGUAUUCAUAACCCGCUGCCGUCGUCUUUGAGCAGUGAAUGCAAAAAGGCGGCCAAAAUCUUGACAUCCUUUGUGGACCCCAGGCAGGCCUUCGGUCCAGAAAAGGUCAUUCCACCAGAUAUUCUGUCUGGUGCAAAGGGUCUUGCCAUUCUUACAGUCCUCAAAGCCGGAUUCAUUGGUUCUGGUCGAUUCGGAUCGGGUAUUGUCGUUGCACGUCUCGCUGAUGGCUCCUGGUCGGCUCCCUCGGCGAUCAUAACCGCUGGCGCGGGUGUAGGUGGACAGAUUGGAUUCGAGCUGACCGACUUCGUCUUCAUUCUCAAUGACGCAUCGGCGGUCCGCGCAUUCUCGCAGUUCGGAACACUGACACUGGGUGGUAACGUCUCUCUGGCCGCUGGUCCGGUCGGUCGCAACGCAGAGGCUGCCGGCGCGGCCAGUACCAAGGGAGUCGCGGCGGUCUUCUCAUACUCGAAGACCAAGGGUCUCUUCGCCGGUGUCAGUUUGGAGGGCAGUAUGCUCGUGGAACGCAAGGAUGCCAAUGAGAAGAUGUAUCAAAGCCGUGUCAGCGCCGCCCAGCUUCUGACCGGUAGUGUGCGACCGCCGCCUUCGACCGAUGCACUGAUGCACGUUCUCAACUCGCGUGCGUUCCAAGGCAGUGGACGUGCUGGCGGCGACGCGAUGUACAAUGACACGCCUGUUUACGACGACAGUCACGACGAUGUUGUCUGGGAAGGCCGGAGGGGUGAGGCCUACGGUCAGGGCUCGCGCACCAAUCGCAGCCGAGCGAGCACCUUUGACGACGCUGCCGGUGGUUACGAAUACCGCGACAAGCCCCGUCGCGCGAAUACCUCUUGGGACGAUGAUGUAUACGAUCGAUCCCCGGGCGGUCUGGGACGUUCUUCGACCACUCGCGCUGCCCCGAACGACUCAUACGGCGACUAUGGACGUAGCCGCAGCAACACCACGCCUCUCGACGAUGACUACAGCUACUCGGACCGCCGACCUACCCGCCCCACUGCUCCCAAGCCGGUCUUUGGUCAAAGGACGGGCCAGGGUGCGGCUUUGCGGCAGGACCAGGCGAUUGCACUGUACACGUUUGAUGCGGACCAAGAUGGAGACUUGGGGUUCAAGAAGGGCGAGAUCAUCACGAUCCUGAAGCGCACCGAGAAGGCGGAGGAUUGGUGGACUGGCCGGAUUGGCGAUCGUGUCGGCAUUUUCCCCAGCAACUACGUCGAUACCUCUUCUUAG
Penicillium subrubescens is the source of this 1254-nucleotide messenger RNA. RefSeq names its product SYLF and SH3 domain-containing protein. The coding region runs from base 1 to 1254 and encodes 417 amino acids. The transcript has 4 exons. The record is from RefSeq and is a predicted model, not a curated record. Gene Ontology annotation, molecular function: phosphatidylinositol binding; actin filament binding. Gene Ontology annotation, cellular component: actin cortical patch. Gene Ontology annotation, biological process: actin cortical patch localization; actin filament bundle assembly. NCBI's taxonomy places the organism in Eukaryota, Fungi, Ascomycota, Eurotiomycetes, Eurotiales, Aspergillaceae.